AAAACAGUAACACAAGUAGAAAAUCUCAUUGUGCUGGAACCUAUAGCAGAAAAUGAUGGACAAGCUACAGAGAGACCGAAACAGUCUGAUGGCAUGGGCACUGCUGUUUUACCUAGGCUCACAGGUGUGCUGUCAGCAGUGUGGCAGCCCAUGUCAGUGCCAAAGCUCUCUACCAGACUGCCAGGAAGGCGUUCCUCUCAUUCUCGAUGGGUGCCAGUGCUGUCAGGUGUGUGCGCGGCAGCAGGGUGAGGCCUGCAGUGAGCUGUUUCCAUGUGACAUUCAGCGCGGCUUGCAAUGUGACUAUAGCGCCAGCUUCCCUGGAGACCCAGGAGAGUGUGUCAGUCAGGAGGAGCUGGGCUGUGAACAUAAUGGAGUCUCUUACCAGGAAGGCCAGGUAUUUCAGCCCUCCUGUGCUCUUCAGUGUCGUUGUUCAGGUGGAGGGGUGACCUGUGUGCCCCGGUGCAGUGAAGAUGUUCUCUUGCCCACCCCAGACUGCCCUCAUCCUCGAAGGGUUCAACAACCAGGAAAAUGCUGUAAAGUGUGGGUGUGUGAAAAUAUGGACAACACAGUGCUUCAGGACGCUCAUAUAGCUUCAGGGAGUGACCAGAAAUUGCCUGCAGACUCUGCAUACCAAACCAGACCUGGUUCAAACUGCAUAGACCAGAGCUCAGAGUGGAGUGCUUGCUCACACACCUGCGGGCCUGGAAUAUCUACACGGGUUUCCAAUCAAAACCUGGCCUGUCGCCUGGAGAUGCAGAUGCGCUUGUGUAUGAUCCGACCCUGUCAGCCUGUUCUCCAAAGAAACCCACAGUGGCCCAGGAGGAAAUGUCAACCCACCUACAGGUCAGCGACCCCGGUGCGGCUUUUCCACCAGAGCUGCUAUAGUACACAGUUCUACAGGCCCCGUUAUUGUGGCACAUGUAAAGACAACCGUUGUUGCACUCCUUACCACACUGGCACAGCACUGGUCACUUUCCGCUGCCCUGGAGGAAGACUGCUUAAUCAUGCUGUCAUGACCAUCAGCUCCUGCAUCUGCCAUUACAACUGCCCCUAUUCAUCUGGAGGGGCAUAUAGAGGGUCUCCCUUCUUGGGAUAGACACUCACUCUCUUAUAGGCUGACUUUGGGUCUAGUAGAUUCAUAUUGGACGCUCUGUGUUUUACAUGUCUUUUUGCGUGUUAGUUACACGGACCCAACUCAAGAUUUGAAGUUUCAUUUUACUGACUGACAAAAACCCUGUUCGACUUAAAGCACUGAAGAGCACAUAAGCCAUUUGAGAUGUGACUGUUUUUUUUUUUCAUGACGUGUGGUGGAAUUCAAAUAGGUUAUGAGCUUAAGAUGUGCCUGAAAUGACAGUUGUUUUAGAAAAAAAAUAAAAUUAUGUAAAUGAGAUAAAAUGUUUUCUCCUGGUCAAGAAACAGGAUUUAAGCAAAGAAACUUUAGUCUUAGAUUUGAAAUUUAACUGAAAUAACAUUGCACAUAGAAGAAGCAAUGUUUAGAUGCCACGCGAAAUUUAGACAAUUUUUUUGUUUACAGUUAAAUGGAGACAGGGGUAGCCGCAGGUCGAAGCAAUGUGAGUGGCAAAAGGUGGCAUGCUGAAAGUUGAAUUCUACAUCAGCAACUAAUCCCUCUAACCACCAAUAACUCUAAACAAUUAGAAAACCUUUUAUCCACACCUUACCUUUCAUCUUUGGCCACACCCACUGCUUCCGCCUGCAGUUAUCCCUACUUAGUUAAUUGUGGCCUCUUCACUUGUAUUUACUGCAGGCUUUUAUUUGAAGACUGACACUAGCCAUACUUUAGUGUUUACUAAUUUCUUGCAAAAGGAUUGACUGUAUAUAUAUGUAAAUACUUGUUUAUGUCUGUAUGUUCCUUUCAUUAAUACUAGAACCUUUAAUAUUUGUGUUCAUUUAGCGAAUUUUAAGUUUCAUUGCACUGUCAAUUGCCACCUCACAACCUUGCAGUCAAAAGUUAACAGCGUUUUCAGACCUUAAGAAAACUAUUUUUUUUUUAAUCUCAUCAUAAAUUCUCAGUAAUAAAUGUUUUGUGCUGUG
Carassius gibelio (silver crucian carp) is the source of this 2052-nucleotide messenger RNA. RefSeq names its product CCN family member 2. The record is from RefSeq and is a predicted model, not a curated record. Bases 53 to 1096 code for a protein of 347 amino acids. Gene Ontology annotation, biological process: cell adhesion; signal transduction. Gene Ontology annotation, molecular function: heparin binding; integrin binding. Gene Ontology annotation, cellular component: extracellular region; extracellular matrix. Lineage: Eukaryota; Metazoa; Chordata; Actinopteri; Cypriniformes; Cyprinidae. The transcript is spliced from 5 exons.